Pongo pygmaeus (Bornean orangutan) is the source of this 3215-nucleotide messenger RNA. It is a transcript of the gene KLHDC3, whose product is annotated as kelch domain containing 3. NCBI's taxonomy places the organism in Eukaryota, Metazoa, Chordata, Mammalia, Primates, Hominidae. Gene Ontology annotation, cellular component: cytoplasm. Gene Ontology annotation, molecular function: chromatin binding; protein binding. The record is from RefSeq and is a predicted model, not a curated record. Bases 219 to 1472 code for a protein of 417 amino acids. The transcript has 10 exons.
CUUAGCUACGACUGCACGUGCGCGCACAGCUGCCCGCCGGAAGAACCGAGCUUGGCUGUGUUUAUCUCGUUGGGGACUAAGGCGUCGGUUGGCGCGCAACGGGUUCUAGGCUGCAGGCAGCGCGAGGACCCGCGGCCCCGCCCCGGCUCGGCCUGGCAGAUAGCAGAGGCAGCAGGCCGUGCCGGGGGGGCAUGUUGCUGUAACCAGUGGCCCAGGGGAUGUUACGGUGGACAGUGCACCUGGAGGGCGGGCCCCGCAGGGUGAACCAUGCUGCAGUGGCUGUCGGGCAUCGGGUAUACUCCUUCGGGGGUUACUGCUCUGGUGAAGACUAUGAGACACUGCGUCAGAUAGAUGUGCACAUUUUCAAUGCAGUGUCCUUGCGUUGGACAAAGCUGCCCCCGGUGAAGUCUGCCAUCCGUGGGCAAGCUCCUGUGGUACCCUACAUGCGCUAUGGACACUCAACCGUCCUCAUCGACGACACGGUCCUCCUUUGGGGCGGGCGGAAUGACACCGAAGGGGCCUGCAAUGUGCUCUAUGCCUUUGACGUCAAUACUCACAAGUGGUUCACACCCCGAGUGUCAGGGACAGUUCCUGGGGCCCGGGAUGGACAUUCAGCCUGUGUCCUAGGCAAGAUCAUGUACAUUUUCGGGGGCUACGAGCAGCAGGCGGACUGCUUUUCCAAUGACAUUCACAAGCUAGAUACCAGCACCAUGACAUGGACUCUUAUCUGUACAAAGGGCAAUCCUGCACGCUGGAGGGACUUCCACUCAGCCACAAUGCUGGGAAGUCACAUGUAUGUCUUUGGGGGCCGUGCCGACCGCUUUGGGCCAUUCCAUUCCAACAAUGAGAUUUACUGCAACCGCAUUCGAGUCUUUGACACCAGAACUGAGGCUUGGCUGGACUGUCCCCCGACUCCAGUGCUGCCUGAGGGGCGCCGGAGCCACUCGGCCUUUGGCUACAAUGGGGAGCUGUACAUCUUUGGUGGCUAUAAUGCAAGGCUGAACCGGCACUUCCAUGACCUCUGGAAGUUUAAUCCUGUGUCCUUUACCUGGAAAAAGAUUGAACCGAAGGGGAAGGGGCCAUGUCCCCGCCGGCGCCAGUGCUGCUGUAUUGUUGGUGACAAGAUUGUCCUCUUUGGGGGUACCAGUCCAUCUCCUGAGGAAGGCCUGGGAGAUGAAUUUGACCUUAUAGAUCAUUCUGACUUACACAUUUUGGACUUUAGCCCUAGUCUGAAGACUCUGUGCAAACUGGCCGUGAUUCAGUAUAACCUAGACCAGUCCUGUUUGCCUCAUGAUAUCAGGUACAGCGAGUGGUUGGAAGGGAGGGAUUGGGGGAGGGUGAGUGAGCAGCACAGGUGUGACCUGAUUAGCUUGGUUUCAGUAUGGAGGAGACAGACAUUUUUGUUCUGCUGGAGAUAUAGUGUACUUGUGGGAAAUGAGAUGGAAGGAGGUGAAUUGACAGCCAUCAUAUAAAACUGUCAGCAGAAUAAAUUAUAUGAAAAAAAAAAUCCAGCUCGGCAGCAUCACUUUCUGAGACCUAAGCUUAUACAGUUAUUUUUGUGAACAUGCUGAGAACUGAUUAAAUCUUAGAACCUAGCUGCAAAGUAAAGACAAGUUUAGGAGCCUCUGGAUCACAUUGGUUCCAGAAGAUCUGGCUGCUUCCCUUUGAGUUUCAUUCUUAGGUUCCAAUUAACCACCAGAUGUUACUUUAUGUAUAAUUUUUCAGGUUCAAAUUAACCACCAGAUGUUACUUUGUAUAUAAUUUUUCCUGUCUGGGUCAUUCUGAGAUACUUUGUCUCUUUGUAUCAGUUCAGUUUAACUCUUGCUGGGUGGGCGUGGUGGCUCAUAGCUGUAAUCGCAUCACUUUGGGAGGUUGAGGUGGGCGAAUCAGUUGAGGUCCGGAGUUCGAGACCAUCCUGGCCACAUGGUGAAGCCCUGUCUCUACUAAAAAUACAAAAAUUAGCUGGGCAUGGUGGCAGCCACCAGUAGUCCCAGCUACUUGGGAGUUUGAGGCAAGAGAAUUGCUUGAACCCGGGAGGCGGGGGUUUCAGUGAGUCAAGAUUAUGCUACUGCACCACUGUACUCCGGCCUAGGUGACAGAAUAAGACUCAAAAAAAUUAAUAUGGUUGGAUGGGUGGGGAAGGCCUCAGGAAGGAUAGGAGUGCUGAAUCAGAGCCUUAAAAGGAUGGGAGUUAAGAGCAAAAAUGGGUAUUCCUGGUGAGGGUGAGGCAUUCCUGGUGAGGGUAAGGUGGAGGGGCUGCCUGGUUGGCUCUAAGCAAAGCAGGAAAGGCAGGUUGGGAUGUUGACUGACAUGUAUACACAGAUCUCAGGUGCCUGGACGCUGCAAUAUACAUACAUAUAUAAACAUAAACCGGAAAUCCAUAUGAGCUUGGAGGUAGAGGAGUGGGUGGUGUUGGAUUUGGUGGUGGGUGGGUUCUGACUGUUAAACCUAGUAGGUCUCUUAAGUAAGAGGUGGCUGUGGGUGGUUGACCUUUAGGAAGUUGGAGAGACUGGUGUGUUUAUAGCUUGGUUCAAACAUCCCUGAGCUUGGGCUGAGGGCCCCCUCUUCUGUCUGUUAUUGUUGGCCUUCCAGGUGGGAGCUGAAUGCCAUGACCACCAACAGCAAUAUCAGUCGCCCCAUCGUCUCCUCCCAUGGGUAGGAGGAAGUUUCUGCCACCUCCCCUCCUGAGCCUGCUGUCAUCUUCACUGCCCCUGCCCAUCUGUCACCCACCUGCUCCUUUGACCCCUGGACUUGGUAUACCUCCAUGUGGAGUUGUUGGGCGAGAGAUGUUCUCUGUGCUGUGAAUUCAGAGGGGAGUUGUAGCGGGGUGGGGGCCAGGUUCCUCCCCCCUUGGGCCGAGGGCCCCUUCCCCUUGGUGCUCUGUCCCCAUCCACCUCCUUUCAGCUGCUCCUGGGCCUCAGCUCUGCCCAGGGCCAGCCAGGUUCUGCUGGGAAGGGAAGGGAAUGGGGAGAAGGGAGAAGCAAGCAGUGUCUGAGCCUCAGGAGCUUCCCCCUCCCCCUUUGCCUAUCCCCUCCCCUCUGCUUGAGCCUUGAGCCUUGACUGGGAGCUGAAAGGAGUUGCAGCUGUUGGCAUGAGACCUCCUUCUCCCCGUCUUGGGGAGGCGGGGACCAGCAGAUAAUCCCACCCUUCCUUGAGCUGUCGCUGUACCCGGAAGCUCAGCCAGCUCAGAUUUUAUAAAAAUUAAAACCUCCAAA